Messenger RNA from Oncorhynchus kisutch (coho salmon), 4222 nucleotides. RefSeq names its product histidine triad nucleotide-binding protein 3. Gene Ontology annotation, molecular function: catalytic activity. The transcript is spliced from 8 exons. Bases 43 to 858 code for a protein of 271 amino acids. Lineage: Eukaryota; Metazoa; Chordata; Actinopteri; Salmoniformes; Salmonidae. The record is from RefSeq and is a predicted model, not a curated record.
GGCUGCCAUCAGGAAAUAGAUCUCGGGAACCGGACCGGCUAAAUGGAGAACAGCGCAGGGGACACUGUACAACAACGCCACGAUGAUACACAAAGUAAUUUAUCCAGCGACAUGGAAGACAUCUGCGUGUUCUGUAUGAUUGCUGAAAACCAAGACAAGGACACAGAAAUUGUUAAACAGGAUUCUGAACUAGUCUGCUUUCGGGACAUUAACCCCGCUGCACCACAUCACUACCUGGUUGUGCCAAAAAAACAUAUAGUGAGCUGCUUUUCUCUCUUUAAGGAGCACGUAAAGCUAGUUGAGAGGAUGGCUGAGAUGGGGAGGGCUGUGUUGCAGGAAAAUGGCAUUGCCAAUCCAAAUGACAUCAGGAUGGGGUUCCACAGACCUCCAUAUAUCUCUGUACCUCACCUCCACCUCCAUGUCCUCGCACCGACAAGUGAGAUCACUGACGACAUGGCACACAAGUUCACACCAGGCACAAUGAGGUUCGCCACAGAUGAUGAACUGGUCUGCUUUCGUGACCUGAAACCCGGGGCACGGCAUCAUUACCUGGUUGUACCUAGGACACACGUCGGGAACUGCAAAUCACUCCGGAAGGAGCACAUACCUUUGGUGGAGAAGAUGGAGGAGAUGGGAAGGAGUGUACUGCAGAAGAAAAAGGUGACUGACCUGGAUGACAUAAGGAUGGGGUUCCACAUGCCCCCUUUCUCCUCUAUCCCUCACCUCCAUCUCCACGUCAUUGCUCCUGCCAGUCAGAUGAGCAUCAGGUCACUCAGGAACUAUGGGCCACAAUCCUAUUGGUUCAUCACUGUAGACAAAGUGCUCCAGCAGUUAAGGACCCAGAACCAGGUCAAAUAAGAAUACACCUGGUUUAGCAGGAAACAACAGCACUGGUCAACAACUCUUACAUGGUUGACUGCAUUCCCUCCCUAUACUUAACAUCCACUAACCUGAAGGACUGGCUUGCAAAAAUAUUUGUUUUGUUUUUGGUUAAAAAACACAGUAAAAUCACCAGGAAUUCUGCAAAAAAUAAAAGAUGUGAUCGUGUCUCAAUGUAAUUUAAGGUAUGAAAUUAUUGCUUAGAGAUAAAUGGGAGGCAAUUCUCAACAAGUGUUCUUUUGACCUAAUGGUACUUCUAAUAGAAGAAUCUAAAGAGGACAGACAAGUCCAAACAGAAAUUGAAGAAGUAAAAAGGAAAAUCAGAGCACCGUGACAAUUCUCACAAAGCACAAUGUGAUGAGAUCUUGAAAGAGAAAGUAGACACAUUCACUCUGAUAUUGAAACAAGACAAGCUAAGAAGAUUUAGAAGAGGUGAAGCAGACUAUAUAGAUGGCAAGGUCUUUGCCUGGAGAAAAUCAACACGCAAAAAUUCAGACUCACAUCUGCAGAGAAGGAAGCCUAGAUCUGUUUCUUUCAACUUUAUAAGCAGUGAUGACGAGGAUCACCCCAGACGCUCAGAGGCCAGCUCCUCCCAAGAUUUUUUAGAUCAGGUAGUCGUCACACAGGUUCCACAACAGGAGAGGACGCGGAAGAGGCCAACAUGGAGGGGGAGGAAGAAAUCAAGACUAUCCAACCACACAGAGCAGGACCAGAACAAGGCUGUGAUCAACAUUUCUGGAGAACCCCUUUCUAAUGAUCACAUAAGGGUAUUGUCUAAAGGACUGUCCUUUGCCCCCACAUAUUCAACUAAUGAAUUUAAUACAAAGUUUGACCUAUUUAGUUUCUACAGGAAUCUACAUCUGAAGGCCUGGUACAAGCAAAACAUCUCUCCAACUACAGAUGCCAGUGUCUCAGGUCAGGCAGUUUCUGUUCCCUCUAAAACACCUUUUAAGCCCAAGUCCACUUUUUGUCCCAUCGUCCAGAAUGCCACACUAAAUAAAUUUGCUAAGAAAGUUCACUUUGAUGUGGAGAAUCUGUUUAAGGGUAAAAUUGACUCCAACCAAACAUGACAUAAUCUUUCUAAGACAGAGCAAGAUGCAGUUGAAUCAUUGUCCAAAAAUGAACAGAUUGUGGUUAAAAAAGCAGACAAAGGUGGCGCUACAGUAGUGUGGAGUAAAGACAAAUAUGUGACAGAAGCCUACCGUCAAUUAGACAAUGAUGAAUUCUACCAAUCUCUUACCUUCAACCCAACAGAGGACCUAAACUGAAUUGAAAGGGAUCCUCACAGAAGCUAAGGAGAAUGGCUACAUUUCAGACAAUGAGUUCAAAUGUAUUUUCAAUGGCAGUAUGGCUUCUUUUAACCUUCUUCCAAAGGUCCACAAACAUCUUGAAAAUCCCCCAACACAGAUGUGUUGAACAACAUUAAGGGAUUUAACAAUAUAGGUACAGCUUCCUUUUUAGUCACCAUGGAUGUGGGGUCUCUAUACACCACCAUUGAGCAUGAACAAGGUUUGGCAGCUAUGCACCAUUUCUUGAGUACCAGACCUGAAACUAAGAUGCCUCCUACAGAAUUAAUUGUCUCACUGACUGAAUAGACUCUUAAUCAUGGCAUCUUUAUCUUUCAGGACCGUAUCUUUAAACAGGUUAAGGGUGUGCCAUGGGAGCUACAGCCCUUCCUACGCUGGCUUGUACUUGGGUAAAUGGGAAAAUGACUUCAUUUUGGAUCCUUCUAAUAACCAUUUCUUUGACCGGAUUAUAUGAUGGGGACGCUAUAUUGAUGAUGCUUGUCUGUUUUGGUCCGGCUCAGAAGAUGAACUUAUUUCCUUCCACCAAUACCUUAACAACAUUAAACCUAACAUCAAACUAACUAUGGAGUACAGCAAGGAUAACGUUAAUUUUUUUGGACCUCGAAAUUGGUAAAAAUGACAAAAGUUGUUUGCACACAUCAAUCUUUAGGAAGCCUACAGAUGGGAAUACCAUUCUGAAGGGCAGACAGCUUUCACCCCAAAAGGCUAAAAGAAAACAUUCCAUAUGGCCAAUUCCAAAGAGUCCGCAGAAUUUGCGAUCAGGAAACAGACUACAGUGUCAAAUCUGCUGAAUUGGAGAAUCGCUUCUUGAAUCGGGGCUACAGCAUUCAGGUCCUGAAAGAUUCCGGUAUAAGGGCUGGAUUACUUGACAGAGAGAACUUGUUGCGAAGGGGAGUGCCUCGUGAUACAUCGGAGAGAGUAUAUUUUGUCACAAAAUACAGCACUGAAGCAGAGAGCAUUAAAAUAAUCAUCCAAAGUGAUACGCCACCAGAAUCAUUCAAAGUGAUACGCUACUACGCCAAGUCUUUCCUGAGCCACCAGUCAUAAGCUUUAAGAAAUGUCCUCCCCUAAAUGACAAAUUAGUCCACAGUUAUCUUCCGGGUGACUCAAAACACUUGGCUUGACCACAAACCCAAGGGCUCUUUUAAAUGUAACCAUUGCAACCAUUGCAGUAAUAUUGCACAGAAGUAUUUUGUUGACACAGCUUCCUAAAUGGAGUAUUACGUCAAGCAUUUCAUUAACGGCAAAACCACUCAUGUCAUCUAUAGAUCGGAAUGUCCACAGUGCAAGGUGUUCUACAUUGGACGGACAAAGAGACGCCUUCAAGACCGCUUAGCGGAACACAAGUACGCCAUACGGGUAGGCAAUGAAGACUACCCCAUGGCAAGGCACUACAAGUCCUUACACCAUGGCAACCCUGCCUCCCUACAAGCUAUGGGUAUUGAUCAUAUUCCGGCCUCUAUUAGAAAAGGGGACCGUCUUAAACAGUUAAACCAAAGGGAACGUUUUUGGAUUUGCAAACUACAGGCCACUAAAUACCCUGGUUUAAAUGAAUAUAUGGAUUUCUCACCCUUCCUGUAGGGUCGUCAUGGGUCCAUUUGCUGUCAUCUAGUGGACAUUUUGCUCUAUUGCCCUCAGCUAUGGUUAGACUGUUGUUCAGGUUUUGCUGUGUUCUAGUGUACUAUGGAAUAUAUAGCUUUCUUAUUCUUGACACUUCUCCCAGUCACAUUUCAGGUUAGAACUACCUUUUAGUGUUCUGAUACUUCUAGUUUGGAGUUGUCUUUUUAUGAUAACAUUGCUACAGUAUUUCACCUUUUAAUGUGUAUAGUAUUGCUUACUAGGUGUGUCCAAUCAAUUGUGUAACCACUUUUUCCAAUUUGGGCUAAUUGUAAAGCUGUUAAAAAGGGGACCUUGUAUUCCUUUUGUUGUACUCCCUGACAAAGGCCAUGCAGCCGAAACGCGUCGGUAAAAAAUAAAAAUAAAAAAACACGUUUCUAUUGAACAUGCCAUACUAAUAAAGGCAUUUUAAUCAAUUA